This is a messenger RNA of Solanum dulcamara, 1747 nucleotides long. RefSeq lists its product as uncharacterized. The transcript has 6 exons. Lineage: Eukaryota; Viridiplantae; Streptophyta; Magnoliopsida; Solanales; Solanaceae. Gene Ontology annotation, biological process: protein deubiquitination. Gene Ontology annotation, molecular function: cysteine-type deubiquitinase activity. The record is from RefSeq and is a predicted model, not a curated record. The coding region runs from base 270 to 1286 and encodes 338 amino acids.
ACUAAAAAAAUAAAAAGUUGGUAUAGUUUUCGCCGUCACCACUGAAGAAAUGCAUUUUCUUCUUCAUCAUUAUCAUCCAUAAUAAAACACCAGCUCUAUCUUCUCUUCUUCUCCACAAAAAGAGAUGCUCAAUUUAACUUAUACUAAUUUCUUGUUCAAUACGAAAAAUAUGAAAACAGAUGCUUAAUUUAGUUUAUAGUAAUUUUUUUGUUUAAUACGAAAAUCUGAAAACAGAAUUUUAAAAAAAAAGUUUAUACUCCAAUCCGGUGAUGCUUGGAGUAUUCUGUGCACGUCCUAAGCCUUGGCUAUUCGCAUCACUCUGCUUAUCACACGCCCACGGCUCAACGCCUUUGGGUUAUAGCAGACUCAUUGCGACGAGUCUUAGUAACAAAUCAUCAUCACUAAUAAUAGGUGGAGGUGGAGGAGGAGGAGGAGGAGGAGGAGGAGGAGUAGAUCAGAAACGUCACCAUUCUAGCAAUUGCCGUAUUGCAGCAUCUGUAAAUCGAGGAGUUGGUGGUGCAGCAUCGAUAUGGCAUGCGAUUCUUCCAGCUGGGAGGAGAAAUAAAAAGGUUACUAAUCGGAGGAAUAAUACGGUGUUUAAGCACCAUUAUGAGCUUGCUAAGAAGGGUGAAGGGUCUUGGAAUGUGAAUUGGGAUUCUAGGCCGGCGAGAUGGCUACAUAAUCCUGACUCUGCUUGGUUAUUGUUUGGUGUUUGUUCGUGCUUAGCAGCGCCAUCUCUUGAUCUACCAGAUGUCAAUUCUGAUGUAGCUGUACCAAUUGAUAAAAAGUCUGUUGUAAAUUCAGAUGAAGAUGAUCAAAACUCAGCCAACUAUAGAGUCACUGGGGUACCAGCGGAUGGGAGAUGUCUAUUUAGAGCUAUAGCACAUAUGGCUUGUUUAAGAAAUGGGGAGGAAGCUCCAGAUGAAAAUCGACAGAGAGAACUUGCUGAUGAAUUAAGAGCUCAGGUUGUUGACGAGCUGUUAAAGAGGCGAAAAGAAGCUGAAUGGUUUAUUGAAGGGGAUUUUGAUGCAUACGUAGAAAGAAUUGAAAAGCCAUAUGUGUGGGGAGGAGAACCGGAGCUACUAAUGGCUUCUCAUGUUCUCAAGUCCUCAAUUUCUGUCUAUAUGGUAGAUAGAAGCUCUGGCAGCUUAAUAAACAUAUCAAAUUAUGGAGAAGAAUAUAGGAAGGAGGGAGAGAGUCCGAUUAACCUAUUGUUUCAUGGUUAUGGCCACUAUGACAUAUUGGAGACAAUUUCAGAGAAGAUUCAGCAGAAGUUAGAAGAAUAAAAGCAGGCAAUGGGAAUGUGCCACCGAACUCUCUUAAUGUUUUUACUGAACCUGUGUUUGUCAUCACUCGGAACGGGUUACGGAUAUGCUUAUGCAGUCUGGAUGUGCUUGCUUACAUUAGAUUUGGGGCCUCGUUCCUCAGGGAGCAUUGGCUAGUUAAGCUUCUCUCUCGAACAAACUUCUCCCAAAUAGUUCCAUUGUCUUUAGUCUAUAGCCUUUGUGAUCUCCCUAUAUCCAGGGGCGGAGUUAGGUGGACACGAGGGGGGGUCAACUGAAUCCCCUUCGUUGAAACAUUAUACUAUCUAGGGAAAAAUAUGUUUUUUUUUCUGCUUACAUAUAAAUUGUUGAAUCCCUUGUCACAAGGGAAGAUUCUAGUAUACUGACAAAAGUGGUUCAAAAAUUGUUUUAGUUUACAAUUGUAAAUGUUAGGGUGACGUUUUACAUUUUUGAAAAUUCCCUCG